AUGCAGCAAAUCCGAGACUUUGUGGAUGACAACACAGAGGUUGUCCCUGAUGGUAUAAUUUGGACGCCUGAUCCUUACAGCGAGUUCUCUCUGUCAUCAGCUCAUGAAGCGAUGCGAUAUAAGGCAGCGUCAUGCCUUUCAUCCAAGUGCAUUUGGGGUGGAGGGAUCCCGUCCAAGGUAUCUUUGUUUAUGUGGAGGUUGCUUCGCGCCUUUCUCCCUUUCCCAGAUGUUAUCAAGAGGUUUAAUGUCUGCUUGCCCUCGGUUUGCGCUCUUUGUCAUCAAGCCUCGGCGGAAUUAGAGCAUUGUCUAUAUCAGUGCAAUUUUUCCAAGCAUGUAUGGCGUCACUUCCAGGGUAUUUUUGGUGCAACAAUUGGUGCAUCCUCGUUGCGCACGGAAUGCCAUGCUUGGUGGCUGCUUGCGCCCCCGGGCUCGGUGGUGGACUGGUAUGCUAAACUUGUGUCGUGCCUCAUUCUUUGGCAUCUUUGGUGUUCAUACAAUCAGGGGGUCUACGGAGAUGGCUCUCACUCGGUUUCCCAGACGCUCAGUCGAAUCAAACAGGACCUUUUCUUGGUAGCUUCCACUCGGACAAUUCGUCGUUUGGGACCGGGAAACGAUUUCCUCCUCACAGCCGGCUUUUUGAGACGGUUCCACACGCCGCCUAUCAUGGUUACCAUCUGGGUUAAAUGGAUGACACCACCUUCGGGCAGACUCAAGCUUAAUACUGAUGCGACCUAUGGGGCUGCUGGGGUUGCAGGAGGGGCAUGUUUGCGAGACUCUCGUGGGUAG
Molecule: messenger RNA, 786 nt
Organism: Ipomoea nil (Japanese morning glory)
Lineage: Eukaryota; Viridiplantae; Streptophyta; Magnoliopsida; Solanales; Convolvulaceae
Exons: 1
Coding region: 1-786 (261 amino acids)
Source: RefSeq, a predicted model, not a curated record